Manihot esculenta (cassava) is the source of this 3507-nucleotide messenger RNA. RefSeq names its product WD repeat-containing protein 44. Gene Ontology annotation, molecular function: protein binding. The record is from RefSeq and is a predicted model, not a curated record. Bases 338 to 3205 code for a protein of 955 amino acids. Lineage: Eukaryota; Viridiplantae; Streptophyta; Magnoliopsida; Malpighiales; Euphorbiaceae. The transcript has 7 exons.
AGCCACUCUUUCUAUCCCCUUUCUCAGUUCUCCACGCGCACAAAUUUACACACAACUACACAAGGACAUCACCGGACUCUCUCUCUCUCGCAAAACACACACUCGGUGUCCUCUCCCCAGCACCACAUAGGGCUUCGUUCCCUUCUUUCUAUCUUUCUUUUUCAUCGGAUCUGUCUUCUCUCUCCGAUCUCCCCAAUCCCCCGCAGAUCGCACCUUCGACUCACUCUCCAUACCCAACUGCAUACCCUUCAUCCCAAAAACCAAAAUAACCACACAACGUUUACUUUCUCUAAUGGAAACCAAAGGCUCCUAGAGGUGUCACAAUGACCACUCAGCGAUGAGCAGGAACACCCACAUCUCCCACAAGGACUCAGCCCAAAAAGAAAAAGAUAAAGAAGAAGUAGAGGAGGAGGAGGAGGAGGAAGAAGAAGAAGAAGACGAGCAUUUCUACGAGUCCCUUGAUCGCAUUGCUUCUUCCUGUUGUUCCUGCUCCGUUUCCAACUCUGAUUCCGAUCCUGACCUCAAUCCAACUCACUCCAAUUCCAGUUCCAACUCUCCCGGUAAUAAUAUUGACCACCCAUUUCCGCUUCCUAAAUUCCCCUUGGGGGUAUCCAAGUACGAUGUUUGGAUCUCCGAGCCUGCUUCGGUGUCCGAACGUCGGCAGCGCUUGCUUCGUCAAAUGGGCCUCAGUUCCCAACCUUCUCUCUCCCGGGCCAAACCCCAAGGAGAUAUAAACUUUAAUCGUUCCGACUCAUCGGAUCAUUCGAGUCAGGAAGGAGCAGGCCCCAGUACUUCUGGCGGCAUUGUCCGUUUGAAAUCAGAAGGUGCCGGUUCAAGAACGGAUCGAAACGGUGGUGCUGACGAGUGUAAUGAUGAGUUUAAUUCGUGUUGUUCUUCUUUGUGUACUUCUCCUUCUCUCUUACAUGUUCAUUCUCAUCGGAUUCUUUCAAAUGAUUUAAUGAAUGUAAAUAACUGUGACUCCAGUUGUGACAAAAACAACAAGGACAGCAAUAAUGUUGUUGUUUUUGGUAGCAAAAAAUCCACCGACGUUUCUUCUCCCAAAGCUACUGCUCUUUCCACUAAUAAGCCGCCUGUAGGUAAAUAUGGUAGGAAAAUGGAUGCCUAUCGAUCAGAUUCCACGAAUUCAAAUGGUGAUUUGAAUGGAAGUUGCUCAAACACCAUGGGAGAGCUUGUGGAGGAAUUGGAUUGUAAUGGGGAUGGUGGCAUUGAUACUGCAGCAGCGGCUUCAGAAACUCAAGUGUGUACCAUUAAGAAUCUUGACAAUGGGAAAGAGUUUGUGGUUAAUGAGAUAAGGGAAGAUGGGGCAUGGAACAAGUUGAAAGAAGUGGGGACAGAGAGGCAGUUGACAAUGGAGGAAUUUGAAAUGUGUGUGGGGCAUUCACCAAUCGUCCAAGAAUUGAUGAGGAGACAAAAUGUAGAAGAUGGUACCAGAGAAAAUCUCGAUUCCAACCCCAAUGGAGGUGUUGGUGGCGGUGUUUCAAAGUUGAAAAAGAAGGGUAGCUGGCUUAGGAGUAUCAGGAGCGUGGCAGGUAAUGUAACGGGGAAUAAAGAGAGAAGAAGUAGUGAUGAGAGGGAUACUGGGUCAGACAAGGGUGGAAGGAGGUCGAGUUCUGCUACAGAUGACAGCCAGGAUGUGUCAUUUCAUGGGCCUGAGAGAGUAAGGGUAAGGCAAUAUGGGAAGUCUUUCAAAGAAUUGAGUGCACUUUACAAGUUUCAGGAGAUCCAGGCACAUAAUGGAUCUAUAUGGAGUAUUAAGUUUAGUUUAGAUGGAAGGCAUCUUGCAAGUGCAGGUGAGGAUUGUGUGAUUCAUGUUUGGCAGGUUAUAGAGACUGAGAGAAAAGGGGAGCUGCUGAAUGAUAAACCGGAUGAUGGGAAUCUUAACUUUUUGUUGACAGCAAAUGGGUCACCUGAAGCUUCUCUGUUGUCACCAACUGCAGAUGGUCAUUAUGAGAAGAAGAGGAGAGGGAGGACCUCUGUAAGUAGAAAAUCUUUGGGCUUGGACCACAUUGUUGUGCCAGAGAUUGUGUUUGCACUUACAGAUAAACCCAUUUGUUCUUUCCAAGGACAUCUAGAUGAUGUGCUUGACCUUUCAUGGUCCAAGUCUCAGCACCUGCUUUCUUCUUCAAUGGACAAAACAGUGCGCCUAUGGCACUUGUCUAGCAAGACUUGUUUGAAGAUAUUCUCACACAGCGAUUAUGUAACUUGCAUCCAGUUUAAUCCUGUUGAUGAUAGAUACUUCAUUAGUGGGUCCUUAGAUGCAAAGGUUCGCAUAUGGAGCAUUCCUGAUCGUCAAGUUGUCGAUUGGAAUGAUCUGCAUGAGAUGGUUACUGCUGCUUGCUAUACUCCAGAUGGCCAGGGUGCACUUGUUGGCUCAUACAAGGGAAGUUGCCGUUUAUAUAGUACAUCUGAGAAUAAGUUGCAACAAAAAUAUCAAAUUGAUCUACAGAAUAAGAAGAAAAAAGCUCAUCUUAAAAAAAUCACUGGAUUCCAGUUUGCAUGGGGAAGUUCCUCAGAGGUGCUCAUCACAUCAGCAGAUUCUCGAAUCCGAGUUGUUGAUGGUGUUGAUCUGGUUCACAAGUUCAAAGGGUUUCGCAACACCAACAGCCAAAUCUCAGCUUCCCUCACAGCAAAUGGGAAACAUGUAGUCUCUGCUAGUGACGAUUCUUAUGUAUAUGUGUGGAAGCAUGAGUCCGAUUCUCGACCUUGCAGAAGCAAAGGUGUUACUGUCGCACGGUCGUACGAGCAUUUCCACUGUCAAGAUGUGUCUGUGGCUAUCCCAUGGCCUGGUGUAGGGGAUGCUUGGGGACUAGAGGAUGCAUAUUAUGGGGAACAUAAUGGACUUGAAAACCAUCUUGACGAGGUCUCUGUUGCCAAUCAUCCUCCUACACCUGUUGAGGAAUUAAGUGUUAAUGAAGGUCCACAAUCUUUAUCUGGGUGCACAAAUAGUCCGCUGAAUGGAAUUAUUUGCAGUGCAACCAAUGGUUACUUCUUUGAUAGAAUUUCAGCAACAUGGCCGGAGGAAAGACUUAAUUUAGCUACAAGAAACUGGAGCCCGGGCACUAGUGUGGAUUUUUCAGAUGGGAUGAACCCAAAUAUGUCAGCCUAUGGUAUGGUGAUUGUAACUGCUGGCCUUCGAGGGGAAAUUAGAGCUUACCAAAAUUUUGGAUUGCCAGUUCGAAUUUAAGGGGCUAAAAAGGGGAACAGAAGCCAGUACAGUACAAUUUGGUUAUAUGUGUACAGAGAUAUCGGUGAGAUGUGUAAUAUUAGUGAGUUUCAGUUCUUUCCCAUAGGAUAUUGAGUGCAUAUGGAUGGAUAUCCAUUCUGAUUGGGCAUUGGGAAAAUUUAUAGAUCUGGUAAACAAAGAAAGGGGAGGAAAAAGAGGGGAAAAAAUACACCUGCAAUUUAGCAACCGAUGUAUUUCUGAUGUCGGGAAUUGUAGAGUUAUGAGCAUGGAAAAAGCUUAUUGAAUUAAAAGAAAUUCUUUAA